AUGGGCGAGGAACAACAGGUGAACUACUCGUCGCCGUCGGACGGGGGCGAGGCAUUGAUUAUCGUCUGUGUGGUGUUGUCCGUGGUGCAGAUCGUCUUUGUGGCGGCGCGGUUUUAUACGCGCUAUAUGCAGCGCAUGAGAUGUGGACUCGAUGACUAUGUCAUGCUACUUGCUUUGGCUGGAAGCUUGGCAAAGGCAAUCCUAUAUAUCGUCUUGGUCGAGCUCGCAGGACUCGGAUAUCAUCUCAAGGAAUUAAGCAACCCGAAAGAGAAAGUAGCUCUCGUCCGCAAGUUCUUCUUCGUCCUCGAACUUCUCGACUUCCCCCUCUGUAUAACCCCCGCCAAAAUCUCCCUCCUCCUCUUCUACAUUCGGAUCUUCUGCAUCCGCAAAUUCCAGAUCCUCGUCUACCUUGUAGGAUCUCUCGUCCUAGCCAUCGGCAUCACAGUCUUCUUCCAAACAAUUUUCCAAUGCUCACCGGUCUCCUAUGGGUGGAGUACACCCGUCAGCCAUGGGACGUGCAUUGAUCAAACUUUAUUCUAUCGGUAUAUUUCGCCUUUUAAUGUCUUGACGGGUAUUUUGAUUCUUCUUCUGCCGUUGCCGUUGGUGUGGAAGUUGCAGGCACCAAAGGCGCAGAAGGUAGCGCUGACUGUGGUGUUUUUGUUGGGUGGACUCGGAACUGUAGCGAGUAUCCUCCGAAUGGUGAUCUACAUGCUCAAUUCCCCUACACAAUUGAGCGAUGUAACCUGGUUCUCUAUAAAACUCGGCAUCCUCACCGUCGUCGAAGGUGCAGCUAUAAUAAUCGCCUCUUGCCUCGUAACAAUCUGGCCCCUCGUCAUCCGACUCACCCCCCAACGCCUCCUCUCCGCUCUAUCCGGGUCUACACCCCCACCCCGAGAGAGCCACCAAUGCUGGUACAUGCCCACACGCCGACAAACGAAAAGCGAAGCUGGACUCGCAAAUUCUAGAGCUAUUAGUACACCGCGAGAACCUGGGAGUGCGUGGUAUAGUUCACGUUCCUCGUUUGAGGAUUUAGAAGAUCAGAGAUGGUGGAGUUAUGAGGAAGGGGAUGAGAUUAGGCCUUGUGGGGCUGCUUUCGUGUCUUUUAGAACAAAAGUUGAGAGUCAUCAAUAA
Molecule: messenger RNA, 1131 nt
Organism: Penicillium cataractarum
Lineage: Eukaryota; Fungi; Ascomycota; Eurotiomycetes; Eurotiales; Aspergillaceae
Exons: 6
Coding region: 1-1131 (376 amino acids)
Source: RefSeq, a predicted model, not a curated record